This is a messenger RNA of Penicillium malachiteum, 2931 nucleotides long. RefSeq names its product tubulin gamma complex associated family protein. Lineage: Eukaryota; Fungi; Ascomycota; Eurotiomycetes; Eurotiales; Aspergillaceae. Gene Ontology annotation, cellular component: equatorial microtubule organizing center; centrosome; spindle pole. The coding region runs from base 1 to 2931 and encodes 976 amino acids. Gene Ontology annotation, molecular function: microtubule minus-end binding; gamma-tubulin binding. The transcript is spliced from 2 exons. The record is from RefSeq and is a predicted model, not a curated record. Gene Ontology annotation, biological process: meiotic cell cycle; cytoplasmic microtubule organization; spindle assembly.
AUGCAGCGCGGGACUCAGGACUCGAUUCCGAACUCGACGCGUCGGAAACACUUUACGCCUUUGCGCUUUGGCUAUGGACAUAUCAUGGACUCCAGAGAUCAGGAGUUGGAUCCAUUUUCCAGCGCGAGUCUUUGGAGACUCUCCAGGUUCAGUGUAGAGGCUCUGCACCCUCUAGAUGAUUUACCAUGGAACGCGGGCCUAUUUGACAUUUCGGAAUCCGCAUUUACGAAUUUUGAAAAAUUCGAUGAUAUUGAUCCCAUAUGGAAGUUGAACUUCUCAACCGAUAUUGAACCCCCGGAGUCGUCCGUUCACUCGAGCAUUGAUGCUUCAAUAGACGCUCAGUCUUGCGUAUCAGCGGAAGGAAUACAAGAGAAAGGUACCGAGGAUGAUAUCUGGGCUCUGGACUUGCUCCAGCCGGAUCCUGGCUUCGUUGUGCCUUUGAAAUCAUGGGAGAAAUUCGAAAACAGGUCAUUCCAAGAGCCUGUAUCCGCUUAUUUCAGCGAGUCGGGCGUGGAAGGCUUUGAUGCUGCCCUAGCAGAUAUUUCAAGGAAGAAGGGCUUGGAAAUUUCCGGCCGUGCGGUUCGUGAGACUGCCUUUGUACGAUCGCUAUUACGCCUGGGACUCGGCUGGAGCUCUCCAUUCUUUCGCUGCGACCCCAAGACCAUGAAACUCGAGAAAUACAUUUCCGAUAUCCGUGUAUCUGGCGUGAGUCAAUCAAUCACAGACAUGAUUGUUGAAGAUGUGCUGCGCUGUGGCACAAACAUGCAAUAUGUGCGAAAGUUUGCUCGGAACUUGCAAACAAAGUCGAAGGAUUUGUCCUCGGUAUUCACCUUGCGUGGCACUGUUGCUGUCAUCAUCUACCACUUUGAGCGCCAGAUUAUGGGCCACUCCGAUAGUAUCAUCACCAUGCUGCAGGCGGCUACCUUGUUUCAUCGUUGUGGAGACUUGAUCCAAACCUUGGCAGAGAUUGUGAAAGCAACGGAGAAGGCGAGCUCAGACGCAGAAGUCAUAUCCAUCGUCAUGGACCAUGCCGCCUUUCUUGCGCAAAGGUUUGGCUGGAUGGAAAAUCUAGUCCAAGAAAUUGUUGUUCGGGUUACAGAACCUUGGCUAGGAUUUAUUGAGGGUUGGAUUGGGCUUCGUCCAGAAGGUCCAGCGCUCAAUGACUUGAUAGUCAAUGGCAAAACGUUCAUUCAGGUCGAGAAGUAUGACGAUCCUAUCAAAUUUAGGACGAGGCCUUCAAGGUUUGACUAUGCCUACCGUGGUGACCAUAUGCCAUCCUUUAUUCCCCACGACCAAGCACAGUUAAUUUUUGAAAGCGGCAAAAGUCUGCGACUUCUUAAAAAGUCUCAUCCUCAUCACCCGAUUGGGCGUCACGAUGUUCUUGCUCGAACUGGCCAUCUUCGUAUGCACUGUGCGACUACCUGGACUGAGAUCGAACAAAUCCAGCGCAAGGCUCAAGAGUAUGAGGCAAAUCUUCGCGCCGAGAUAUUGAGAUAUCACAAAGGAGACUCGAAAAUACAACCAACGGAUGAUGGCUCUGUUCCCAGCGACCCAGCGACUGAAAAUAAUGAGAUAGUGGAGAAAACAUUUAAUCUGUUUGAUAUUGAUGGUGAUAAUCAAAUCUCCGACUCUGCAAUGUACGAGAAAACACUUUCCGAAGACAAGAUAAGUGACAUGCUUCAAAGGACAAGGGGUGAGAUGAUGUUCAGUGAUUCUGAGACACGUUUCGGACCUGAGCUGGCCUCUGAGCUCUAUCUUUCCUUUGCACCAGUCAUAUCGUCUCAGGCCCAACUUAUCGACUUCUCAUGCCUUCAUCAUUUGUUCAAAGAGCACGAUGUUCGCCAUCAUCUAAAUCUACAAUGGCGGUUUCAAUUACUCGGCGAUGGGACAUUUGCAUCGCGCCUUUCACACUCGCUCUUUGAUCCUGAGAUGGAGAGUGGAGAACGAAAAACGGGUGUAGUUCGCAGCGGUGUUCAUACAGGUUUGCGUCUGGGAAACCGUGAUACCUGGCCACCUGCAAGCUCUGAGCUACGACUCGUACUUAUCGGCUUACUUGGGGACUGUUACUUUUCCGAGAAAAAGCCCGACCCAUCAGACAAGGCAUCUACUCAGGAGAAUGAGCUUCCUGGUGGACUCAGCUUUGCGAUCCGCGAGUUGUCAAGCGAAGAGAUUGAGCGAUGUCGAGAUCCCAACGCGAUAGAAGCACUCGAUUUCCUCCGUCUUCAAUACAAGCCAUCUGAUACUCUUGAAGCCCUCAUAACCCCACGGUCACUAAGUAAGUACGAUCGCUUAUUCAAGCACUUACUUCGCCUUCUUCGAAUGGUAUCUGUUGUCAAAGGCAUUGUUCGAGACUCUACCGUCCGAGAUACACUCGCUGGCGACACAAGAAACGUGUUCCAAAAAUUUAGAAUCGACGCGCAACACUUCGUCCUCGCUAUCAGCGACUACUGCUUUCAUGUUGGUAUUGGGUCAACAUGGAGUCGAUUCCAGGAUACCCUCGACAAGAUCGAACGCUGUCUCAAUCGUGGGGACAUAGAUGGCACACUCGAGGCUGCCCACUCUGUUCCGCGUCUCCGUGACCUGCACGAAGAUAUUCUGGAUCAAAUGCUCUUCGCCUUCUUUCUCAGCAAGCGGCACACAGCAGCCGCAAAGUUAUUAGAUAAUAUCUUUAGCACGAUACUUGCAUUCAGCUCAAUGUCCAGGGCCGAUGGGAGUGGUCUUCGUCACGAGAACGAGGGUCAAGUUCUUCAUCUGUACUCCAUGUUCAGGAAGCAGGUUUCCACGUUCAUUGCGUAUCUACGUGGCUUGGAGUCAGGGAAGGGCGCAUCGAAGACUAUGGUGAAAUCAGCGGCCUUCUUUGGUUUAAGAAACGAGCCCACUAGUGUCUUUGAACAUCUUCGUGUGAGAUUGGAGGUCAAGGACUACUACUGA